Chenopodium quinoa (quinoa) is the source of this 2501-nucleotide messenger RNA. Its product is annotated as protein TIC 40, chloroplastic-like. Lineage: Eukaryota; Viridiplantae; Streptophyta; Magnoliopsida; Caryophyllales; Amaranthaceae. Gene Ontology annotation, cellular component: chloroplast inner membrane; chloroplast thylakoid membrane. The record is from RefSeq and is a predicted model, not a curated record. Gene Ontology annotation, biological process: protein import into chloroplast stroma; chloroplast organization. The coding region runs from base 215 to 1615 and encodes 466 amino acids. The transcript has 12 exons.
UUCAACCCAUUGCUGUGCACUCUCUUCUUCUCAAUUUCGUUGAUUAUCUGUCCCACUGAAGCCAAUACGGCAACACUCUCUUUCUCUCUCUCCACUCACUGAGCUAAAACUCGCAACUUUUUAGCAUCUUCAUCCUCCAAUUCACAAUCAACCACCAUUUUCAAUAACUCCAAUCUUCAAUUCUGGGAUUUCUUAUUAUCUGAAUCCAAAAAAGAUGGAAAAUUUAGCCCUAGUUUCAUCAAAACCUGUAAUGGGAUUAAGCUAUUCCCCAAAUUAUAGAACCCUUUCAACCACACAGUGCUUUGGGCUCCCUCUUUUACCCCCUAAACCAAGUGGGUUUCUCUUAGUUUCAAAACCCAGAUCAAAAACCAUCUUAUUUGCUUUCUCCACCCCAAAUUCCAGGAGAAAAUCUUCUAAGAAUGAGAAGAAAGAUAAUGGGGCUGAAUUAUUUGCAAGUACUUCUGCAACUUCUCAAGAGACAACUACUUCUGUUGGUGUUAAUCCACAAUCUUAUCCUCCACCUUCCUCUUCUCAAUUUGGGUCACCUUUGUUUUGGAUUGGAGUUGGUGUUGGCAUCUCUGCGAUUUUCUCCUUUGUUUCUUCAUGGACGCAGAAAAAAGCAAUGCAAGUAGCUGUUAAGACUAUGAUGAAUCAGAUGGGCUCAAAAGAUAAUCAAUUUAGUAAUGCGGCCAUUUCUACUGGCUCACCUUUCCCAUUCCCACCUCCACCUACAGCAGGCUCUAGUACUUCUGGUUUUUCUUACCAACGACCAUCUACAAUAGAGCUGAAUGCCUCUUCUGCACCCAGCCGGGCUACCUCUCCUUCUCCUGCUGCUUCUGAAGCCACUGUGUCAGUUGAUGUUUCUGCAACUAAAACAGAACCUUCAGGGCCUGCAGUUUUUGAAGAUGAAACUGAAACUAAGACUGAAGAAAAAAGAUCUGCGUUUGUAGAUGUCUCUCCUGAAGAAACUUUUCAAAACACUGCAUUUGAGAACUAUAGCAAUUCAUCUUCGGCAACAUCAUCUGAGAAUGCAAACUUUGCUGAGGUAGUACAAAAUGGAGCUGCUUCAAAUACUUCGGAGCAGGCCCAAUCUACUCCCCCAGGAAAGAAUGGUUCUUUGCUAUCUGUGGACACUUUGGAGAAAAUGAUGGAGGAUCCAACUGUGCAGAAGAUGGUUUUCCCACAUUUGCCUGCAGAGAUGAGGGACCCAGCUACCUUUAAGUGGAUGCUACAAAAUCCAGUAUACCGUCAACAGCUGCAAGAAAUGCUGGACAACAUGGGAGGAAGCCCAGAAUGGGACAACCGCAUGGUUGAUAAUCUAAAAAAUUUUGAUUUGAAUAGUCCAGAAGUUAAGCAACAGUUUGACCAAAUCGGACUUACUCCUGAAGAAGUUAUCUCAAAAAUUAUGGCUAAUCCUGAUGUUGCCAUGGCAUUCCAGAACCCCAGAGUUCAACAAGCCAUAAUGGAUGUUUCUCAGAAUCCCAUGAAUAUUGUCAAUUAUCAAAAUGAUAAGGAGUUUAUGUCAGGUAAUGGAUGUCUUCAACAAAAUACAACAGCUCUUCCCAGGGACAGCAGGUCCAUUCUGAUAGGUUAUGCCCGGAAGUUUUUACUCUAGCUGUUGGAAGAUAGAAUGUUAGUUCUGCAUACUUGGGCGCAAUCACAGUACGUAGUCCUUGAUAUGUGAUCAACAAUGUGACCCGAUGUCAAAUAUCUAAAGAUUUGUUGAUCGAGGACUAGUCCAGCCCUGUGCAAAUUUUUGGUAAAUUCAUGAGGUAGUGUUUUAUGUCAUUGGGUUAUGAAUAUGUAGUCGAAUGAUCUCAUGAUUUUGUUUUAUGGAGUGAUGAUAUUAGUUCAAAAGUCCAAGAUUAGCAAUAAUAUUCACUGCAAAUUGUAUAGAAUAUUCCUGCAUGAUGGUUGUGAAAAUUACUACAAACAGUUGGGUUUCUGGUAUUAUUUCAGUGUGAUGAGCAGCGAGAGGUUAAAUUCCAUUGUGUUUGAUCGUUAUAAACCAAAAAAACCUGGAGCAUACAGAAGGAACCAUUUUACUGAUGACUACUUGCAUCUAAAUAACGAGGCAAAGGGAUGCACAGCCGCAUCUGCCUUGUCCAGUCUGCAGGUUGUCACUAUUAUGUUUCAUUCUUGAUGGUGUUUCUUGAAGUUAUGCCAGGAUCCUGGAGCUAUGACCAGAACUUCAUUUACAAGGAACUGACUUGUUGAUAUUCAUUUUACCUGAUCUAUCUUGGCCUACUCAUCAUCUUUCCCCUUCACUUAUAGUGAAAUAGACAUUCAAAGUUCGAUUUCUCAGACAACACAAAGGCAAUGUAGUAGACUAGUAGGCGUUUCGUGUGCUCAUGUUCAACCGAGCUUUUUGACUGAUUUCAGCACUUUGAGACCAUUAAUGACAAGUGCUCAAACACAAAUGUAAGACUAGCAUAGCAUAUUGGUCCCAAGCUUCCAUUUUCCUUUGGUUAGCCACUUUGUUCAAUAUUGGUUACUCUCUA